Fusarium vanettenii 77-13-4 is the source of this 2316-nucleotide messenger RNA. RefSeq lists its product as uncharacterized. The transcript is spliced from 2 exons. NCBI's taxonomy places the organism in Eukaryota, Fungi, Ascomycota, Sordariomycetes, Hypocreales, Nectriaceae. The coding region runs from base 1 to 2316 and encodes 771 amino acids. The record is from RefSeq and is a predicted model, not a curated record.
AUGCCGCAAGCGCAGCAUCCGAUCGCCACGAUCGCCUUUAUCGUAUUCAUUAUCUGGCUCGUCUUUCCUGAGGGCGACUACUCGAGCCAGUCUCUCACACUGUCUGACCUGGCCGCGGAGAGACUGGGCCGCUUUCACGAUGCGCUCGACGUGUUGAAUGCCUCGCGCUGGGGGGACUUUACCCCUGCUCCAAAGAAGGGAUCCAAGUCUAAGCCUUCAUACUUGAAUCUUACGGGGUUCCGCGAGGAGGACAAGUUUGCUUGGAAAGACCUGAAUCGGUUUCGUGAGAGGAGCUUGGAAUUCAGUCGACAUGCCAUACCGCCGGUCGGUGGCAAGAAUCUUUGGGAUGCUGGAGAGGGAGAUGCAGUUUGGAUGAAUGCGUCAGGGACAGUCCACGGUGAGUGGGUGAAGCGCAAAGGUUCUGUGGCUAGAGGGUAUGACAGCUAUAACCUCACCAAAGCUGUUCCCGGGAUGGAUUGGAUUGGCGAUGAGGUCUCUUGGGCACGCAACAUUACUGGCACCUCUGGACGAAUGAUGCUACGACUCGAAGGGAACAAGACGGUCAAUGAGUACGAACAACUACCAGCCCAAACCAGCACACCUGUCGCUGGUGGUCUCAUCCGGAGUGUCAAGGGCACAACGACCAUUGAGGAUACGUCGGGUUCAGGCCAUGACUGGGAGAUGAAGCUAUGGGGUGUCCAUUGGCCACGACAGGGUGUCAUACUGAUGACAACCACGAGCGAAAAGUUCGAGGGUAUCUUCGGUCUACCACACCUGGCACCGAGUGAAGACUUCUUUCAGUCCAGCCAGAGACUACUCAACCAGUCGAUCGCCCGAACUAUUGCUCGGAAGGAGGAAAAUAUCUAUGUCGACCAGACGGUUCCAUGGACAUCGGAUCUUGAGAAUCCCAUGUAUACCACCAACCCGUCGCCUCAUUGCGAGUACAUCAUGUACGCCCAAGUCUACCCACCCAGUCGACAACACUUCAACCUGGACCCGAACGAGCCAACCAGAGACGCCAUGGAGUCAGUCAUUGGCGCAAUUGAAUCGGAGUUACAGUCACCGGUGGGCGCGCCGAUUCCCAAGAUUCCCAAGCUCCAGAUAUCUGCCGUCAUCUACUCUCCGGACUGUGGGUUCUUCCUCGAAACGAAAGGACCCCCUGACUUUAGUCCCAGUGAGGCUCAGCAUCUCACCGGCCAGAAGAUGGAGGUGCAGAUUUACCAGGUCAAGACGUGGAUUCUAGUCUACGCCGUCAUCGUCUUUGCGCAAGUCAAUCUACUCAAAAACCAGAUGAGAGAGUCGUGUACUCCCUCAACUAUGGGUCGCGUCAGCUUCUGGACCAUUGCCACGAUGAUCAUGGUUGACGGCAUGACCUUCACUGCCGCUGCCACAUGGGUUUCUUCAGCUGCUGCUACAUUCUUGCCCACAUUGGCACUCCUGUUUGCCGCGUUCCUAUCCAUGACCAUCGGCGGCAGCUUCUUGGCCAAGAUCCAUGAAGUUCAACUUCCCGAGGCACGUCCGCGUCGUGACCGGGACCAGACGUCGAGCACAUCCACCAGCAGCCCCGAUAGCACGCCGGCCUCGGCCACCCCGGAUCCCACCAGCACAGGCACCGGUUCACUCCUCCCGGCCCCCGUCACAGCAAGGCAGCCAGCGAUACGCCCGCCGCCGUCUCAGCCUAUCAUUGUCCCAUCUGAUCAGGACGUUGAUGCCGAGAUUGCCGCCUCCGCAACUCCAGUGCCUGGGGCUACAACAGCCGAACGCACACCCCCUCCUCCCCAAUCAUUCCAGAGCAUCAUCAGCCGCCUUAUACUCACCUCCUUGUGUAUCAUCUUCUUGGCUAUCUCCUCCUCAACUUGGUAUCCCAGUCUCCGGUCCCUCUUCCUCAACCUUUGCAUAUUCUUGUACUGCUCGCUUUGGAUACCCCAAAUCUACCGCAACACCCGCCGCAACUGUCGUCGCGCCCUCACAUGGUCCUUCGUCCUCGGCCAGUCUAUCCUCCGUCUCCUCCCUGUCGCCUACUUCUGGGCCAAGGAAGACAACUUUCUCUAUGCCAGACCCGAUCGCCAUGCCUUCCUCGUCUUCUGCGCAUGGCUCUGGAUUCAGCUCAUUAUCCUCGCUGCCCAGGAUGUCAUUGGUCCACGCUUUGGUGUUCCCGCCGGCUGGACCCCGGAUGCCUGGGACUACCACCCCGUUCUCCGAGAAGACGGCCUCGAGGCUGGUGGCUUACCCAUUGGCCUUGUCGCUGACGAUACCCCGGGUAUCGAGCGGGCUCGCUCCGGCGACGAUGGCACGCAUGUCUUGAGGGUUGGAUGA